UUACCGCUGCCCUGAUCAUUGCUACCCACGGGGGAGUGGGGCCGGGCAGGGGUGCGAAUAUAAAGAACCCGGAUGAGACAAAUCCAGCAUUCUUCUUGUUUUGAAGCGUUUACUGAAGACAGACUGAGACGGAUAAAGACUCACCUGCACAGCACUGCCAGGAUGAAAGCCGCCGCGUUUCUCGUUGUUUUGUCCGUCGCGCUCUUUCUCUGCUUCACCACUCUGGUGAGUGGGGGCCCUGUUCCUAAAAGGGGUGACAUGCCUGAUUGCAAGGCGUACACCCUGCCUGCCUGCACACGGGACUUUAACCCCGUCUGUACCACUGAUGGUGUCAUGUAUGCCAAUGAGUGCAUGCUGUGCCUGGCAAUCAUGGAUGGAGAAGAGAGAGCAUUCGUCAGAAUCAGGAAACGCAAAGAGUGCUGAGUGUUGGACUGCAGCUGCAAGAAACACAAGAAUGAAACGCAAGCGUGACUGCUGUCCUGUGACUGGUCCCGCCCGCCUUUUAAGUGUGUGUGUGUGUGUGUGUGUGUGUGUGUGUGUGUGUGUGUGUGUGUGUGUGUGUUUUGAAUGUAUUUUAAUAUGGAUGUUUAAUUUAAAUAAAGUAACCUGAAGUGUUGAUUUUAAA
Messenger RNA from Acipenser ruthenus (sterlet), 625 nucleotides. Its product is annotated as serine protease inhibitor Kazal-type 2-like. Gene Ontology annotation, molecular function: protein binding. The coding region runs from base 73 to 423 and encodes 116 amino acids. NCBI's taxonomy places the organism in Eukaryota, Metazoa, Chordata, Actinopteri, Acipenseriformes, Acipenseridae. The transcript is spliced from 4 exons. The record is from RefSeq and is a predicted model, not a curated record.